GCUUCUCAGGCUCUUGACAGCCAGCAUGGCUUCUCCGGGGCCUCCGUGGAUGUCUCCCUGCUGGGUUCCAUUCUAAUUCCCGUUGGAUGCUUGUCCUGAGAGGAGCCCUUUUGCCCACGAUGGUCUGCGUGUGGUUUAUUGGAUGGUGAUCUUUGCUGACUGGAACGUGUGGGGACAGUGCUGUGGGCACCAUGAAGAAGAUGUUCUCUUGCUCCAGCAACCAAGUGGCGGUUGAGAGCUGGAACAAACACGACCAGAAGCUUUUGGAUGCGGUCGAGAAAGGGGACGUGGGGAGAGUCUCGGCUCUCGCUUCCAAGAAGACAGCAACCCCCACUAAGCUUAAUGCCUUGGGACAAUCCGCGUUCCACUUGGCAGCUUCCAAGGGGCUCACAGAAUGCCUUACGAUCCUCCUGACUCACGGCACAGAAGUUAAUGCUAAGAAUGAUGAUGGCAGUACAGCUUUACAUUUGGCUACCAUCGCUUGCCAGCCUCAGUGUGUGAAAGUCCUUCUGCAGCAUGGAGCCAAUGAAGACUGUGUAGAUGGACAGAAUCGUACGCCGCUGCACUGGGCAGCUGUCUCAGGAUGUGCAUCUAGCGUGCUGCUGUUGUGCGAUCAAGAAGCUUUCCUGGACGUCACGGACAACAACGGACAGACACCUUUGAUGGUUGCUGCUCAGGGGAACCAUCCUGCCAUCUGCUCCCAGUUGCUCCAGAGAGGGGCCAAAGUUGACCUCACUGACAAAGAUGGAAAAACCGCCCUCAUUCUAGCUUGUGAGAGUGGCAGCAUGGAAUCCGCUGAGCUGCUUCUGCAAAACGGGGCCAAUGUAGGGCUGAUAGAUAAGACAGGGCUUGAUGCUCUCCGCUAUGCCACGCAGACCAAGAGCCGACCCCUGAAGCGUUUGCUUCGGAGUGCCCUGAAGAAGUGGAAGAAAAGAGAGAGUGGGUUUGAUUGCUCGUCAGAGACUGGUUCACAGGUUUUCUCUGAGAGUGGCAAAGACACCGAUGUAAGUAGCCUGACCCUCCAGAGCGAGAGAGGAGAGGAGAGCGAUGACGAAGAUGAGGAAGAGAAUGCGGAGCUGAAAGAAUGGAGGAGUCGCUAUCGAGAGGAGAAGAUGAAGGUCAUCCAACUGGAGCUGCAGUUGGCUCAGAAGACAAAAGAGUGUGUUGGCCUCUCAGAAGGGUGUAAAUCAAUAAAGGAAAGGGUGUGGGACCAGGUGCAAGAGAUUAACCAAGUCCUUCCUGAAGGGAGCAACAACAGCCGGGACUGGGAGGAGCUGAGCAAGAGGUACAGCUGUGACCUUUCAGAAGAAGACUAUUACCUCAGCCUUUUGGCUGAGCAAGUACAGGAACUCAAGAGGAGGAAGAACCAACAUGAAGAGCUGGAGAAACAGCACGUUGAGACCCAGACGGUGGAAGAAGGGCCUAAGAGUAUGGUGGUCAAAGACGAGGGAGUACGGUGGCCCGGUGAAGAGGAGGAGGAAGAGAAGAAACAGCAGCAGAUGGAACUGUGGCGUCUUCAAGCCGAAGUAGCUGCGGCCCUUGAGGAGAAGGCAAGUGCUGCACAGAGGGUGCAAGAGAUGGAAGGCCACAUGGAGAACAUGAGAGCAGUGAUCAGUGUCUAUGAAACCAAGAAGAAGUCGCAGAGUGGGACGCUGAAGGCACUGGAGGCUCGCGUGACCGACCUGGAUGUUGAAAACCAGCAGUUGCGUGGUCUGCUGGCAAAGAAUCUGGGGGAGACUGAGACAGUGGGAAAACAGGACACAGGCUUCCCCAGGGAUAAAGUAUCCCAGUUUUUCACCGAGAUGGAGGAGGAGUACUCCAGAGUGCUGAAGGAAAACUCCAUUAUCAUGACUGAGAAUGAGGCCUUAAAAAAGGAAGCCGACGAAGCUAUCAGAAUCAAUCUCCAGUUCCAAGCGGUGCCAACAGGGACAGUGAGGAGAAGUGUGGCUGUUUGGAAGAAGGUAGUCACAGGCCUAGAGAAUGCCCUAGCCAAGUUGGAGCAGGUCAACUCCCGCCUUCUGGAGAAAGUCAGACCUCUUCGGGAAGCUGUUCUGGCCUCUCAGUCAGGAGUCAUGGUUAAUGGCAUGGACCAUCAGGAAAAAGAGCUGGAAAAGGUUGAGACAGGGAAGAACCAGUUGCAUGAAGAAAUUCCUGGGCAGGUCAAACUCAGGGUGAAGACCGACAGGGGGGACAACAAGUCCCGUUCAAGUCGGAGGAGCUCUGACCUGGAGAAAGAGGUGUGGGAUCUCAAACAGAAUAAUGGCAGCCUUGUGAAGGAGCUGACCCAGUUAAGCAGGGAGAGGGAGAAGCUACAAGAAGAGCUUCACAGAUUGUUCCAUCCUAAAGAGGAACCACCUCAGCAAGAAGCUACAGGGAGCUUGGUGGUAGAGGAGCUGAAGCAGACCGUUGACUCCUUGUCCCAACAGCUCUUAGAUGAGAAAGAAGAAUCAAAGAGGCUGCAGAUGAAACUGGAUACCCAGAGGAAGGAGAUGGUGGUUGUGAGAGACAGCUUCCUGAAACAGAUGACCAAAGAGGUCAGCAACACUGGGAACGAAAACCUUGGCAACAGCAUCUUGAGGGAGCUACACUGGAAGCUUGACAACGUUGUGAAGAAGCAGAACGAAGCCUUACAGCUGGUAUCUGAGAUGGAAGAAGAGAACCACGCCUUUGAGGCUGACCGAACACACUUUGCCGACCAUAACGGCCUCAGCCCCUUCGCAGCGGAGGAAAAGGCUUGGCGAGAAAUGUACGCUGAGGCCUCAGACGCCAUCGCUGAUAAUUGGAAAGUCAGACAGCGGAUGAACGAGCUAGAGAAAGGCCUGCAGGAGCUGAAGGAGCUGUAUGAAGCAGCCCAGGCCUCUCUACUCGGGAGAGGCGAAGAGGGGGCCACAAUGAAGCAGCUGAUAGACCAACUCACUAUCAAGAUGGCUGAGCUGCGCCACGAGGAGGAGGAAGCCCUCCGGAAGCACGAGAAGGUCCGUGGCAUGCUGUCCCUCAGAGCCCAAGCCUUGGGAGAGCAGCUGUCUGCCCUUCAGGAGAAGUAUGAGAAAGCGAGUGGGGAAUCCACCCAGCACAAGGAAGCCCUCACUUUUGAGCGGCAGAAGAACAAGGAGCUGCUAGCUGAGGCAGCAGAGCACGAGGAGGAGGUGGACGAACUGAGAGGGAAGUCACAGCGGCUGGAGAUUUCGGUGGACAAGUUGAACAGGAAGGUGGAGGAGCUGACCAAGACCUGCCAGGACAGAGAAGGAAGGAUCAAGAAGCUGCUAAAAGAAACAGAGAAACUUUCGAGUGAAGUCCUCAACCUGCGCAGUGAACGUGCCCGUCUCCACCUGCAAAUUGAGGUCAUCCAGAAGAACCAUCAAGAGAUUGUGUCAAUUUACAGAACCCACCUGCUCAACGCAGCCCAGGAUUUAAUUCCACUGUGGACGAUAAUUAGAGAAGAGGAACACUGGUCAGUUACGUCUACGUCCAGAAACUGGUACACUCCUUCAUUGCCAGGAAACAGGAGCCACCUUUGACUUCCAAUACAGCAAAAAUGCUACAGAAAUACCAAGUAUUAUUAUAAGGAUUCCCUUUGGGCCACAUGGGAUGAGAAAUCCAGUCUCUUUUUUAAAAAACUUGUUAAAUUGUAGCCGUGUCCCAAUGUUAUGAAACUAAAGUGGCAGCGGAGGGGUGUGUGUCUUAAAUCCGUACUCGGAUGCUUCCAAUUCUGCAAUGCAAUUCGGCAAUUGGAAUUACUUUUGGAAAUUAGGCAGUGCAUAUACCAGCACACCGUUUUCUUUCUUUUCUUUCUCUCUCUUUCAAACAGACUUGGGAAUUUAGGGUGGGGGCAGGAGACUAGAGUGGUAAGAAGGAAGGAUUGUGGGAAGCAAGGAGUGUAUAAGGGAGUGAAAGAAACGCCCACUGUUAAUCACUGGUGUCAUUGGGACUGGUCUGGUCACUGCUGAGCUAGCCCCCAAAGACAUUUUGGUGCUUUACAUACCUCUCCUGCAUUCAUUGAUGUGAGCUACAGUCCACCAGGAAAUUUUCCAAUGCAUGUCUCAUUGAAAUGAAUGGGAACUGGGCUAGAGGCCUGCAUUUUUCUCAGUGGGGCUCACGUAUGAAAUACUUCCCGGUAGAUUGGACCAAAAAAGCCUUCUAGUCUUCCUCCCUCCUGCAUCUGUUCCCUGGCUAAGUAUUAUUUGUUAAAUCUUCCAUUAAAUGGUUUU
This is a messenger RNA of Gekko japonicus, 4208 nucleotides long. RefSeq names its product ankyrin repeat domain 35 (gene ANKRD35). The record is from RefSeq and is a predicted model, not a curated record. The transcript is spliced from 13 exons. NCBI's taxonomy places the organism in Eukaryota, Metazoa, Chordata, Lepidosauria, Squamata, Gekkonidae. Bases 192 to 3518 code for a protein of 1108 amino acids. Gene Ontology annotation, molecular function: actin binding.